UCAACCUCAAUCAACUUCCGUUACAAGUGGCAAGAUGGCGUGGACAUCGUAUUUUCUGGUUUCUCUUGCAACCUUUUCAGUUGUUUCAGGCUUAUAUUUUCAUAUUGGAGAAACAGAAAAGAAAUGUUUCAUAGAAGAAAUUCCCGAUGAAACAAUGGUUGUUGGCAAAUACAAAGUUCAGGCUUUUGACCACAAUGUAAAAGAUUACAUGCCGGUAGCACCAGGUAUUGGUAUGCUAGUGGAGGUCAAGGACCCGGAGGGCAAAAUAGUUCUCUCCAGGACUUAUGCAGCUGAAGGUCGGUUUACCUUCACCUCCCACUCGGCUGGGGAGCACGUGGUUUGUCUCCACUCCAACUCUACAGCCUGGUUCUCUGCUGGACAACUGCGAGUGCACCUUGACGUGCAAGUAGGGGAGCAUGCAGUUGACUACCAGCAGAUCCAGGCCAAGGACAAACUAAGUGAGCUUCAGCUGAGAGUGAGGCAGCUGCUGGACCAGGUGGAGCAGAUCACCAAGGAACAGAACUACCAGAGGUACCGAGAGGAGCGGUUCCGGUCCACCAGCGAGAGCACCAACCAGAGAGUACUGUGGUGGUCCAUUGCUCAAACACUCAUCCUCCUUGUAACAGGAUUCUGGCAAAUGAGACAUUUAAAGAGCUUCUUUGAGGCUAAGAAAUUAGUUUAAUUAAUACCUUCAACAUGGGCACAGUUAAUGAAAUCACAAAAUUAAAACCCAAAGAACAGAACUAAGAAUAAUAUUUUUAAGUGAAAUCGAACUUCAGGAAACAGUUGAAACAAAUUUAAUUUUUCAUGAUGUUAAAAGAGCUCUGACUGAAGGAUGAGUGUUGUAAGAGUUACUUCCCUUAGCCCAUUUCCUGGUUGUCUAUUCGUGAAAAGCUUCCAUUUUCUAACAGUUAUGAUCAUCGUGAUUAUAUCAUUCCAUUGUCAUGACAAGUCCUAGUUCUACUGACUGUGUCCACAAUAACUGCCUUAAAAUCAUGGAAACCUGUUGUGUGACUGGCUGUUUGAAAGAUCAUCUGGAGCAAUUGGUGAAUGCAUGGGGAUGAGUGUUGUUGUCUUCAAGAUUUAAGAAUAUAUGCACGUUUUAUUUAAAUAUUAUGUACAGUACUUUCAGGUAUUUUAUUUGGAUUAUUUUCCUGCUAAUCCAUUGAGUGUUAACAUGUUCUGUACUGUUUGUUCUGUCUUGCAUGGUAAAUAUAAACAGCAGUGGGUAUUACGUACUGAAUGUGACUGUACAUAAGUUGGUUGAUGGAGUGUUAGUGUUUGGGUUUGGGAAAGACAUCAAUAUAAUCUGUAACUCAAAAGCUGUAAACAGGCUAUAGAUGUUAUCAUUGUAAAAAAUAGCAGUAAGUGUUGUAAUUUUGUUGAAAUAAAAUGAUAGUCCUUUUUGUUAUCAUGCGAGUAUUACAGUUUUUGUUAAACUUUUCUAGUAGCACAGUUGACUCAAGAUUGAUAAUCUUCCAUUGACGUUUUGAGACAACUGAGGCAUAUAUAAAUUUCUUGAAUUGAUCCCAAAUUCCCGAGCAUUUAGGUUAGGAAAGAAUUGAGCUACUGUCUGCCCAUUUAACAGAUCUGAAAGGAAAAUUGAUCAUGUAAGGAGUGAAAUUUUGAUAACCCUAGUCACUGAAUGAUAGCCGAAAGACUUGCUGAAAUAAUAUUUUUAAUAGUCAGAAUUUACCAUUAAAAUAACUGAGAAGCUGGUUUGCUCUUUUGUUUGGCUGCAAGAAAUUCUUUAUUAACAAUUUGUGUGAUAUGCUAAGCUUUAAGAAGUAACAGGAUAGCAUGGAGCUUUAGCUUUCUGUAUCAUUCAGAUAGGUCAGUGAUGUAAUUAUCUUGGUAGCUAUAAUAAAUAUGUUUUAUGAAAAAUUA
Molecule: messenger RNA, 1887 nt
Organism: Haliotis rubra (blacklip abalone)
Lineage: Eukaryota; Metazoa; Mollusca; Gastropoda; Lepetellida; Haliotidae
Product: transmembrane emp24 domain-containing protein 9-like
Exons: 5
Coding region: 35-682 (215 amino acids)
Biological process (GO): intracellular protein transport; endoplasmic reticulum to Golgi vesicle-mediated transport; Golgi organization
Cellular component (GO): endoplasmic reticulum-Golgi intermediate compartment; COPII-coated ER to Golgi transport vesicle; endoplasmic reticulum
Source: RefSeq, a predicted model, not a curated record